CCCGAGCUUAUUGUCAAAUAAAAAGCUCUUUUCUUUCAUCUCACAGUCUCCUCCUAUUCCUUCACUCCUUCUGAGGAACCACUCCCUUUCUCAAUCCAUAAAUCUACUCAAGUGCCUUACAAAACAUGCCACCAUCACACGAUAAAGACUACAUCGAACUGGUCGACGAAGGCUUUUCCUCUGAACGCUCCUCCCAAGAUGACGACCUCCAUGACAAAGAAAUGAACACAGAAUACAAGCCGCGAGACUCGACAAGCUCAGAAUCUUCUGUACAUUUAGCUUUACUCGAUUCAUCGCCUCACUCCAAAAGCCAUGACGAACUUCGUGCCAGUGAUAAUAAUCCUAAGCACUUGGCGUGGCAGGUGAGAGACCCCAACUGACUGUUUUGGAAAAUGUUGACAAUGCAUGAUAAGUAAUCCUGUUUUUUUUUUUUUAACUAAGGCUCUGCCGUCCGUUCUGGUUUCUAUUGCUGGCCUUAUAGCGGCUGGUGAGCUCCUGGACAUUUACCUUCACUGGGACGUCUUCAUUCACAUCCCCGAACUUUUCAUUUUGGUACCCGUGUUACUUAACCUUAAAGGCAAUCUUGAAAUGAAUCUAGCUGCACGUCUCUCAACUUCAGCCAAUCUUGGCGAUUUAGACAAUCCUGCGAGCCGUCGUCGUUUGGUGAUCGGCAAUCUCGCUCUCCUCCAAGUACAAUCAUUAAUAGCAGGUUGCAUUGCCGGACUAUUCUCUUUCAUUCUUGGAAUAUUAAUUCGACCAAGUAAUGAUGCCAGCACCUACUACGAAAGCAUGCUCGUAAUUUCUAGCUCUAUGUUGGCUGCCUCGUUGUCCAGUUUAAUCCUAGGCAUAUUCAUGUGCAUCCUAAUCAUUCUCAGCCGUCGGUUUAAUGUAGAUCCAGACAACAUUGCUUGCCCUAUGGCAUCCUCUUUAGGAGACAUCGUCACCCUCGUCAUAUUGGCUACCUUUGCUCGUUUGCUUAAGGAAAAUAUGGAAUCCAUUUUAAGUACCGUCCUGGUCAUUGUCAUGGUAGUAUUGUUGCCUGGCGCGGCGGCUUUAGUAUGGACCAAUCGAUCGGUCAAACAACUCUUAUUCACUGGGUGGACUCCAAUCAUGUGCGCCAUGGUGAUUUCUAGCUUGUCAGGCGUGGUGUUUGAAAAUUUUGUGGAUUCAUACAAAGGCUUGGCCCUGUUGAUUCCUGUAUUGAAUGGCUUGACUGGCAAUAUCGGCUCUAUUUACGCCUCACGCAUCAGCACUGCCCUACAUGGCAACAGACAAGAAAGCUACAAGAAAGUCGAACAGACCUUAUUACUCAUGAACAUUCCUGUAGCCAUUAUUUUGAUAUUCGUCAUAUGGGGUUUUGAUCUUGGCGAGUUUCCUGUCAACGCCUGGUUCCUUUCGGCCUACUUUAUAGUUUCCAUGGCAUGCGCAUGGCUUGCCCUUAAGCUUGCAAAAUCCAUGACAUUGGCCAGCUGGAAGUGGGGCCGCGACCCAGAUAAUACCGUACUUCCUUUUCUCACCGCCACCAUUGAUGUCAUUAGCACUGCUAUGCUUGUUAUCACAUUCGUCUUGUUCACCAUGGCCGGCUUUGAAGGCUACAAAACUAGCACUCAAAGCUAAUGAGCAUGUCUCCAAUCCGCGGCUACAGCCAAAUACUACACUAACCCUCAUUUACCAAUAUACCCAAAGGGUGUAUCUGGACUGGAGACUAUUGUUCACAUAUCAUAAUACCUCGCUACUACCUUUCUUGAACCUCCCCAUAACAUUCGCAAUUCCCCAGUUCAUGUAUGCAGUACCCUUGAUACCCUAGCAUCCAAGUUAAUAAACUAGAUCUUUCUUUUUCUCGGAGAAAGCUCUAUGGAUGCUUGCUUUUAAAGACCACCCA
Molecule: messenger RNA, 1882 nt
Organism: Umbelopsis ramanniana AG
Lineage: Eukaryota; Fungi; Mucoromycota; Umbelopsidomycetes; Umbelopsidales; Umbelopsidaceae
Exons: 8
Coding region: 406-1617 (403 amino acids)
Biological process (GO): monoatomic cation transport
Cellular component (GO): plasma membrane
Molecular function (GO): monoatomic cation transmembrane transporter activity
Source: RefSeq, a predicted model, not a curated record